UCCGUCGCGCAGACCCUGCCGGAGCCGCCGCCGCUAUGGACGAUCGGGAGGAUCUGGUGUACCAGGCGAAAUUGGCCGAGCAGGCCGAGCGAUACGACGAAAUGGUGGAAUCAAUGAAGAAGGUAGCGGGAAUGGAUGUGGAGUUGACAGUUGAAGAAAGAAACCUGCUGUCAGUUGCAUAUAAAAAUGUGAUUGGAGCCAGAAGAGCAUCCUGGCGGAUAAUCAGCAGCAUUGAACAGAAAGAAGAAAACAAGGGAGGAGAAGACAAACUAAAAAUGAUUCGGGAAUAUCGGCAAAUGGUUGAGACUGAACUAAAAUUAAUCUGUUGUGACAUUCUGGACGUACUGGACAAACACCUCAUUCCAGCAGCAAACACUGGCGAGUCCAAGGUUUUCUAUUAUAAAAUGAAAGGGGACUACCACAGGUAUCUGGCUGAAUUUGCCACAGGAAAUGACAGGAAGGAGGCUGCAGAGAAUAGCCUGGUGGCUUAUAAAGCUGCUAGUGAUAUUGCAAUGACAGAACUUCCGCCAACGCAUCCCAUCCGCUUAGGUCUUGCUCUCAACUUUUCCGUAUUCUACUAUGAAAUUCUUAAUUCCCCUGACCGUGCCUGCAGGUUGGCAAAAGCAGCUUUCGAUGAUGCAAUUGCAGAACUGGAUACGCUGAGUGAAGAAAGCUAUAAGGACUCGACACUUAUCAUGCAGUUGUUACGUGAUAACCUGACACUAUGGACUUCAGAUAUGCAGGGUGAUGGUGAAGAACAGAAUAAAGAAGCGCUGCAGGAUGUGGAAGAUGAAAACCAGUGAGAGAGACGUCAAAGCCAACAAGAGAAUCCAUCUCUGACCACCCCACUCCUCCCCAACCCCACCCCCCCAAAAAUUCCCCAUUGUCAGUCACUGAGAACCACCAAAUCUGACUUUUACAUUUGGUCUCAGAAUUUAGGUUCCUGCCCUGUUGGUUUUUUUUUUUU
This is a messenger RNA of Gracilinanus agilis (Agile Gracile Mouse Opossum), 967 nucleotides long. Its product is annotated as 14-3-3 protein epsilon. Gene Ontology annotation, biological process: signal transduction. The transcript has a single exon. Gene Ontology annotation, cellular component: cytoplasm. The record is from RefSeq and is a predicted model, not a curated record. Lineage: Eukaryota; Metazoa; Chordata; Mammalia; Didelphimorphia; Didelphidae. Bases 36 to 803 code for a protein of 255 amino acids.